Molecule: messenger RNA, 936 nt
Organism: Mollisia scopiformis
Lineage: Eukaryota; Fungi; Ascomycota; Leotiomycetes; Helotiales; Mollisiaceae
Exons: 1
Coding region: 270-779 (169 amino acids)
Source: RefSeq, a predicted model, not a curated record
CCAAACCGAACUACAGUGAUACCCCUCGACCCGCCUACCACCUCCACCGCCAUCUCAAAAGUCACCAAACAAAAAAGCCUCCCGUUGGAAAAAGCCGGAUUUUUCUCCUUUACAUACCAUGCUACAAUCAUGUCGUUACUAUAUAUCCUGUACACAUCUUCUCUUUCACACCAUCAUAUUCUUGUCUACCUUCAAUUCAAAUUCAAGCAAGGCGCACAGCGAAAAGGGGAUCGGAUCGGAGGCUGUUUACUUCAAAUAUCUAUCUAAUCAUGUCUAUUUUUCUCUUUUUUUUUUGGGAUUGUUUAUCAUGCACGGAGUUGGGAAGAGCUGGCAUGCUCAUGAAAGGCCGGAUGGUGGAUACUUUUUUUUAUGAAAGGAAGCAUAAGCGCUUAGAUGGCUGGACAGAUAGAUGGAGAGAAGACUCCCUGAGAGAGAGAAGGGAUGUCAAACAUACGUUUUGCGCCCACUUGUUUGGGUUGCAAGUUUUUCUUUUUUUUCCCCUGGUGGAGGGGAUGAUGGAUGAGAAUCAUGUAGAUCUAUGUGCUGAUGAAAUGAUACGAGCGAGCGAUGGAGAGAGAUGGAGAGAACAAUACAAUACAAACAAUCAUCACCUCACAUCACCUCUUUUCGAGACCAAAAGUUCCUCCCGUCGUGAUAUCAUUUCGGCCUACCUACCUACCCAAUCUCCCUCGUAUUUCCCAUUUCCCAUUUAUCCAAACGACGCACAGCAAUCAAUCAAUCAAUCAAAUUCUUUCUUUCCUUCCUUCCUCCCUGAGUGAGUCCCUGCCCAAAAAAAACCCCACCGAAUUCACUCCCCCCCCAAAUUCCCCCUUCUACGGUACCUACCUACCUACCUACCUACCUACCUACCUACCCCAUCACACCGCCAACUUCCACCAUCCCAUCCACCCACCCACCUAUCUCGAAGCGACAAGG